AACAAACUCGAACCGGGCGCUCCGCUCUCCCCUCCGCAACCUCGCACUCGUCUCGUCUUCACCACAUCUCGCUCGCCGCUAGGGUUUUCGCCGCACCCCUCGGUCGCCGAUCUCGCCCGACAUGGACGCCGGCACCAUGGGCUCCGCCUCCGACGCGCCCACCACCGGGGAGCACCGGAUGGGCACCACCAUCGUCGGCGUCUGCUACGACGGCGGCGUCGUCCUCGCCGCCGACUCCCGGACCAGCACCGGAAUGUAUGUGGCAAACCGUGCUUCGGACAAGAUUAGUCAGCUGACAGAUAAUGUCUAUGUCUGCCGCUCUGGAUCUGCUGCUGAUACACAAGUUAUUUCGGAUUAUGUACGCUAUUUUCUCCACCAACACACAAUUCAGAGUGGGCAACCAGCUACUGUGAAAGUUGCAUCCAACUUAGUUAGGUUGUUGGCCUAUCAGAACAAGAGUAUGUUGCAAGCUGGAAUGAUAGUUGGUGGAUGGGAUAAAUAUGAGGGUGGCCAAAUUUACUCGGUCCCUCUUGGUGGAACGAUUCUGAGGCAACCGUUUGCAAUUGGAGGAUCUGGUUCCAGUUACUUGUAUGGAUUGAUGGAUCAUGAAUGGAAAGAGGGGAUGACCCAGGAAGAAGCUGAGAAGUUUGUGGUGAAGGUGGUUUCCCUUGCUAUUGCCCGUGAUGGUGCUAGUGGAGGGGUUGUUCGCACCGUCACUAUAAAUGCCGAAGGUGUUAAGAGGAGCUUUCACCCUGGUGACAAACUGCCGCUGUGGCAUGAAGAGCUGGAGCCCCAGAACUCUCUCCUUGAUAUACUCGCCGCUGGAAACCCUGAUCCGAUGGACCAUUGAAUUUGCCCUGCAGACUACUUUUGUCUACUGUACCUGACUGUUCUAGAUUCGAACUUAAUACUUGGAAGAUCCGCUGAACUAUGCCACACCAGUGUGUUUUCCCCCGUAUUUUUAUGAUUAAUAGUACAUUGCUUGUUGCUCGGUGCAGUCA
Molecule: messenger RNA, 1001 nt
Organism: Brachypodium distachyon (stiff brome)
Lineage: Eukaryota; Viridiplantae; Streptophyta; Magnoliopsida; Poales; Poaceae
Product: proteasome subunit beta type-6
Exons: 8
Coding region: 122-850 (242 amino acids)
Cellular component (GO): proteasome core complex
Molecular function (GO): threonine-type endopeptidase activity
Source: RefSeq, a predicted model, not a curated record